This is a messenger RNA of Ochlerotatus camptorhynchus, 676 nucleotides long. RefSeq names its product iron-sulfur cluster assembly scaffold protein IscU-like. The transcript has a single exon. Gene Ontology annotation, cellular component: cytoplasm; mitochondrial matrix. The record is from RefSeq and is a predicted model, not a curated record. NCBI's taxonomy places the organism in Eukaryota, Metazoa, Arthropoda, Insecta, Diptera, Culicidae. Bases 117 to 569 code for a protein of 150 amino acids. Gene Ontology annotation, molecular function: ferrous iron binding; 2 iron, 2 sulfur cluster binding. Gene Ontology annotation, biological process: iron-sulfur cluster assembly; intracellular iron ion homeostasis.
UCCUACAACAGCUUGGAACAGAUAACAGUUCUAGCAGUUACUGCGCAGCUAGAAGAAAAAGGUUGAUUGUGAAAUUCUGUACUGUACAACGCACUGCUCAUUACAAAACAAUAACAAUGGCAGCGUUGCAGAAAAGUUUUGCCUCUUUACUUGUACUUCGCCGUACCCAGAGUGUACCGCUGGCUCUGUAUCACGCUAAUGUUUUGGAUCACUACGAGAAUCCCCGCAAUGUCGGUUCGAUGGACAAGAAGGAUAAAACCGUCGGAACGGGAUUGGUCGGCGCUCCGGCUUGCGGUGACGUCAUGAAGCUGCAAAUCAAGGUCGAUGAGGAUGGCAAAAUCAUCGAUGCCAAGUUCAAAACGUUUGGAUGUGGUUCGGCCAUCGCUUCGAGCUCGCUGGCCACCGAAUGGGUAAAAGGUAAAACUUUGGAUGAAGCCAAGAAACUCAAGAACACGGACAUUGCUAAGGAACUGUCGCUACCGCCGGUAAAACUUCAUUGCUCGAUGUUGGCUGAGGAUGCCAUCAAGGCAGCACUCGAGGAUUACAAGAAGAAACAGGACAAACAAUAAGUUUACAUACUUGUGCGGCUAGCUUUAGAUUCUUGUAAGUUGUUGGUUAUAUAAGGCAAUGUAAAUUGAAGAGGGUUUAUAGAAUAAAGACACUUGAAGAAAUCAAU